AUGCCAGUCACCAGUGCAGACCAGCAGUGCCAGUCACCAGUGCAGACCAGCAGUGCCGGUCACCAGUGCAGACCAGCAGUGCCGGUCACCAGUGCAGACCAGCGUGCCAGUCACCAGUGCAGACCAGCGUGCCAGUCACCAGUGCAGACCAGCGUGCCAGUCACCAGUGCAGACCAGCGUGCCAGUCACCAGUGCAGACCAGCGUGCCAGUCACCAGUGCAGACCAGCAUGCCAGUCACCAGUGCAGACCAGCAGUGCCGGUCACCAGUGCAGACCAGCAGUGCCUGUUACCAGUGCAGACCAGUGUGCCAGUCACCAGUGCAGACCAGUGUGCCAGUUACCAGUGCAGACCAAUGUGCCAGUUACCAGUGCAGACCAGUGUGCCUGUUACCAGUACAGACCAGUAUGCCAGUCACCAGUGCAGAUGAGCAUGCCAGUCACCAGUGCAGACCAGUGUGCCAGUCACCAGUGCAGACGAGCAUGCCAGUCACCAGUGCAGACCAGUGUGCCAGUCACCAGUGCAGACCAGCAGUGCCGGUCACCAGUGCAGACCAGCAGUGCCAGUCACCAGUGCAGACCAGCGUGCCAGUCACCAGUGCAGACCAGCGUGCCAGUCACCAGUGCAGACCAGCGUGCCAGUCACCAGUGCAGACCAGCGUGCCAGUCACCAGUGCAGACCAGCGUGCCAGUCACCAGUGCAGACCAGCGUGCCGGUUACCAGUGCAGACCAGUGUGCCGGUCACCAGUGCAGACCAGCAGUGCCUGUUACCAGUGCAGACCAGUGUGCCAGUCACCAGUGCAGACCAGUGUGCCAGUUACCAGUGCAGACCAAUGUGCCAGUUACCAGUGCAGACCAGUGUGCCUGUUACCAGUACAGACCAGUAUGCCAGUCACCAGUGCAGAUGA
Molecule: messenger RNA, 906 nt
Organism: Peromyscus eremicus (cactus mouse)
Lineage: Eukaryota; Metazoa; Chordata; Mammalia; Rodentia; Cricetidae
Product: keratin-associated protein 10-9-like
Exons: 1
Coding region: 1-906 (301 amino acids)
Source: RefSeq, a predicted model, not a curated record